AUGACGCUGGUUAGUGUGGUUCGGCUGCUGGCCGUCGUGGUGGUGGAGAUGGCAUCUGCCACCGACUACCCUGCCACCUGGGCGCUUGCGGAUCACGGCACUGUCCCAGCCGCCACCGUCUACGCCUUGACCACGACCUCCAAUGUCGACACAAAGUAUCCUGGGACCAUGAGCUCCGGUGAUGUCAAUGGUGAUGGCAUCAACGACUUCUCCUAUGAGCUCCCGACGGGCACGCUCAACGUGCACUUCGGAGGCAUCUCUGCAGACCUGGACCUGGAUGGCAUCACCUACAGCGGCUCCAACGGCUUCAGCAUUGUCACUGGCAACAGUGGCGACAUUUGGGGCACCAUCGCCGGAGAUGUUAACAACGACGGCUUCAACGACGUGCUCUUCUACCACGCGGCCUCCAGCUCCGUCAAGAUCAUCUUCGGCAAGGCAAGCGGCUGGAGUGCCUCCUACACUGUCGCGAGCAUGAUGUGGGAUGGCACGGACGGCUACCAGCUGACCUACAGCGGCGACAGCAAGUUCGGCUCGAACUCAUAUGGGGGCUACGCGCCGCAGAUCCUCACCAACUUCGACAUCAACAACGAUGGCAUCGAUGACAUCGCCGUCCUCUCAAGCGGAACCAGCAACAGCGGGCGAGUCAGUAUCUUCUUCGGCAAGAGCACCUGGUCCGCCUCAGUGGACGGCUCCAGUGACUUUGACGGCUCCAGCUCUGGCUUCUCUGUCAUGGAUUCAGCCAACGCAAGGCUGGGACGCGGUCUGGCCAUGGGAGACAUCAACGGAGAUGGCAUCGACGACAUCGUGGUCUCGAGCAGAAGCUCUCAGCCGUCCAACGGCGCUGGCUGCGUCUAUGUGCUGUUUGGUGGUGGCACCUACCCGGCCUCCAUUACCGACAUCUACUCGCAUGUUGACGGCACCACUGGCUUUCGCCUGUGCGGCGCAGAAACCAACUACCUCGGGGACUACUUUGUGACUGUGUUGGACUUCAACGGCGACGGCAUGGCAGACGUGCUGUUUGCCGGUCGAGGCACUGCUGACGGCCUGUACCUCUUGUUCGGCAGGGCAUCAUUCUCUGCGAGCAUGUCUCUACCGAUUGCAAGCGGCGAGGGUGUCACCUUUACUGGCUUGAGCUCGCCAGCUUUUGUGAGCCCACCUAACCUGGGCAAUUUCAAUGAUGACCAGUACGACGAUACCCUGCUCGUACAGAGCGGAAACAUGUACGUUGUGUUUGGCAGUGCCAGUCCGACCGACACCAUCGACGUCACGACGCUCAGCGGCACCGAUGGCUUUGAGCUGACGGACAGCGAGAUCUUGGCAACAAAAUUCUACCACCCCAUCGACAUGACCGGAGACGGGUCAACGGACCUCCCGCUUUACACCCAGUCUUUCACUCCGUCAUUCUCGACCGUAACGUCCUUGUAUCUCAUUGAGGGCAAUGGGCCAGCUGCAGGAGGCACUCAAGGCGGUACCAGCACCACCGACAAUAACGCCGCAUGGGUCAUCCUGUCAAUCGUCCUAGUGGUGGCGAUCAUUACCUGUUCGGUGGCU
Messenger RNA from Symbiodinium pilosum, 1551 nucleotides. The record is from the annotation of a GenBank genome assembly. NCBI's taxonomy places the organism in Eukaryota, Dinophyceae, Suessiales, Symbiodiniaceae.